AUGGUGGGCGACAGGGAUGGCGAAGGACUGGCCGUGCGCUGGGACGAUGCAUCCGCGGCGGCCGCGGCCUCGGCGGCGGCACAGGAACAGUCGCAAGUCCAAAACCAGGCCACCGGAACCCCAUCGAUGGAAGUGUCGGACGCCAGAGGCUACCGGUACACGUCGUUGCCGCAGAUGUCGCCGCCGCAGCAGCCGCCGUUCUCCAGCCCCUCGCAGAUGCUGCAGCAGUCGGCGCCCCAGCUGCAGCCUCUCCCGCCACCCCUGCCUCUACCUCUACAACUCCAGAGACCUUACUCCAGAUCCAUGUCCUCCUUGCCGCCGGAGCCGUUCAUGAUCAUGCGAUCCAAGGCGUUGAAUCGCAGGGUCGUGAUCAACGUCGGCGGCGUGAAGCACGAGGUCCUCUGGCGCACGCUAGAUCGGCUGCCGCACACCCGGCUGGGCAGGCUGAGGGACUGCAACACGCACGAGGCGCUCAGCGAACUUUGCGACGACUACUCGCUCAUCGACAACGAGUACUUCUUCGACCGGCACCCCAAGUCCUUCAGCUCCAUCCUCAACUUCUAUCGCACGGGCAAGCUGCAUCUGGUCGACGAGAUGUGCGUGCUGGCGUUCAGCGACGAUCUCGAGUACUGGGGCGUGGACGAGCUGUACCUGGAGUCGUGCUGCCAGCACAAGUACCACCAGCGGAAGGAGCACGUGCACGAGGAGAUGCGGAAGGAGGCGGAGUCGCUGCGGCAACGCGACGAGGAGGAGUUCGGCGAGGAUAAGUGUUCGCAAUAUCAAAAGUGGCUGUGGGACAUGCUCGAGAAACCAACUACCUCUAUCGCUGCCAGGGUGAUAGCCAUCAUAUCCAUCUUGUUUAUUGUGCUGUCCACAAUUGCACUUACACUGAACACCAUUCCAAGCAUGCAGGUAAAUGACGAGAAGGGUAACAUCCAGGACAAUCCGCAGUUGGCGAUGGUGGAAGCGGUGUGUAUCACGUGGUUUUCGUUAGAGUACAUUUUGCGGUUCAGCGCGUCGCCGAACAAGUGGAAGUUUUUCAAGGGAGGAUUAAACAUAAUCGACUUAUUAGCCAUAUUGCCUUAUUUCGUUUCUCUGUUUCUCUUGGAGACCAACAAAAACGCAAACGACCAGUUCCAGGACGUGCGUCGCGUAGUCCAAGUUUUCCGUAUUAUGCGAAUUCUUCGUAUCUUGAAACUGGCGCGGCACUCUACGGGGCUGCAGUCGCUGGGGUUUACCCUUCGCAACUCGUACAAGGAGUUGGGUCUUCUUAUGUUGUUCUUGGCGAUGGGCGUUCUCAUAUUCUCGAGCCUCGCUUACUUCGCCGAGAAGGAGGAGCAAGGUACUAAGUUCAUCAGCAUUCCGGAGACGUUUUGGUGGGCCGGCAUCACUAUGACCACUGUCGGUUACGGUGAUAUUUAUCCAACGACACCACUAGGGAAAGUUAUAGGAAGUGUAUGUUGUAUUUGCGGUGUGUUGGUGAUCGCGUUGCCCAUUCCUAUCAUUGUUAAUAAUUUUGCCGAGUUUUAUAAAAAUCAAAUGAGGAGAGAAAAGGCUUUAAAACGGCGCGAGGCCCUCGAACGAGCCAAGCGCGAGGGCAGCAUCGUCUCUUUCCACCACAUUAACCUAAGGGACGCCUUCGCCAAAAGCAUGGACCUCAUCGAUGUCAUCGUCGACACAGAUGGGUUUGGUUUCUCUUUAAACUGCUUUUCUUCGUUCUUAAAUGUUGACUUGUGCGUUGUCUCGAGUGCACGGCAGUGUGUUGGUGCUGAGAUCGAAAUCAAAAAUUGUGCUGACGAUGACGAUGUCUCGCUAGGACACAAUAUGUCGCACGCGGACGGCAACAGCACAGAGGGAGAGUCCGCCAGCGGCCGGAAUCCCGCCCAGACGGGCACGGGUUGCUACCGCAACUUCGAUCAUUUACCGAACCGACCGAGGCGUAGUGACUCUUCCACGACUCCUUGUCUUCCGAGUGGCGACGGUCCGCCGCCGCAACCGGGCUCUCCCGGCUCCCAGGGGCGGCUCCUCGAACAAGCUCCUUCCGAAGAACAGUCUGAACCCUACCAGGAAAACGCUUCUUUUACCGCUCCGCUGGCCCAGGACGAAACGCAACUCCUACCUAGUUCACCCAAAGGAUAUAUUUCUCCAUCCUCGGCUGGCAGCAAAAAAUAUGACAGAAAAAAUAAUGGGGGAAGAAUUGAAAAACCUGAGGAAUUACCUAGUGAAUUUGAAUGUUGUUUUUGCACCUCAAAGGACUUCAAGGAAUUCGUAGAUGCGGAAAAUCUAAUGCCACUGCCUACCAGCGAGUUUCGUAACCCAGUGUGCAUGGAAAUGAGGACGAUAAGGGCCCAGGAACAGGCCUACAACUUUGCCAACUUUUUGGAGUUCAAUAUGCAAAAUAAAGGAAAUAAUAACGGGGAUUUGGCCAGCAUGGACAGCUCGGACACUUUCGCUAGUUGCACAACGCAUCCCUUCAACUCUCAGGGCGAUUUAACAUCAGACAUAGCCGAUCCGUCUUGCGGGAUGGACAGUAAUCUUUACGUGAAUCCAUUGGAUAAAAGCAGCGAUAAUAGUCCGGUGACCCCUGCACCUCCUGUCACCACAAAUAACAGAACGACUGGAGUGAAAAAAUCGGCGUCCGGCGACACAGCCCUGAGAAGUUUGGCAACGUCGCCUAUGGAUGAAGGGUUCAGAGGUUUCGGCCCGAUGGAAAGAGGAAGCAGGGUCAGUCUUAACGACUCUCCUUUGCCGAAGCACAGAAAAACCAGAUUUCAGGGUGGCAGGCCUCGCACAAGAUUUGGGGAUGCCUUUAAUAGAGAUUCUCAGGAAAGUUUGGAAAAGAAAAAGAAGUCCUUUAUACCAGCAAGGAGUCUGGCUUCGGCCACAAGGAUAAUAAAUCAGCACUUAUUUGGAUUGCAAAAUAUGUCUGGAUCCAGAUCAGGUAAAAACAGUGGUAGCAAAUCUUCCCUAUCGAUCGAAUCAAUAGACAGCCGCACAAGUCCGCAACUGGGGUUGCACCGCCGAUCGAAAUCGAUUUUAAAGAAGUCCGACAGCAGCAGCAACCGCAACGCCGACCCGGAAAGCGAGCGCCUCAUCUCGGACAACUCUUCCGGCUUCGACUGCGGUUCCGGAAACGAAUACUCGCCGAACAAGAGACUGUCUUCGCCGCCGGCGCGUCACCGCACGCUCAGCCAGAAAACUGCAUCGAAAAAUCUGCCGGCUUAUCAGCACGAAUUAGAGAGGACUAGAACAUUAAAGUCGCAGCUGUUUCUGCUCGACGACUAUUUGAAGGAGAAGCAGGCGGCGAAGCAGGAAAAGUUAAAGCAGCAGUGCAGUGAGAGUGUGAGUGAAGUGCCCCUUUACAUUUGUCCGCCGCCUCCGCCGAUGGAGGACCAUUCUCCGACGGAGGAGACCAAAAACUAAAAUCAAUUCUUAGGAUAAAUUAUUAUACAUGGAAUGAAUGGGUAGAAAUGGAAGACCUUUUGAUAUGGAAAAUUAUACAAAAACACGGUGUUUAAAUUAUGAAGUGCUUUGUUGUUGGAGAACAUUAUGCAUAGAGAUUAAUUUAAAAAAUACAUUGUUAUUUUUG
Brassicogethes aeneus is the source of this 3589-nucleotide messenger RNA. NCBI's taxonomy places the organism in Eukaryota, Metazoa, Arthropoda, Insecta, Coleoptera, Nitidulidae. The record is from the annotation of a GenBank genome assembly.